GACAGGUGCCAGUGGGCUGCAGUCAUGAAGAACUCGGGCUGGUUGCGGAAAAAUUGGCUGUGGGUGGCCGGAAGUGCUUUUAUCAGCAUCCACAUUGGCACGUGGCUCAUGCAGAAAGCCCUGAAGAGUUCCGUGCGCUCGGAGACGCAGAUGAAACAGAGGAGUGUAGAAGACUAACAGCCGGAGACUUGUUUUUGAUGCAAGUGAAAAUCAUUUUAACUACCUUCUCUUUUUAUUUCCUGACAAAUGUAAAUAAAAUGUGUGACUUUUGAUGGGGUAAUUUGUGCAAUAAAUAUUAGUUUUACAGUUUGGCCCUCACGUUUUCUGGUCUGGUGCAUUCUAAAAUGCAUCACUUCUCUAAAGAAAGGUCCCUUCUCUCUUUAUCGUUGCCUUCUUUGGUUGGAUAUUUCAACAUAUUUGUCAGCCUGGUGGUUGUCCCUGCUGGUCUUAGUCAGGUUUCUUGUAAAUCCACUGCACUUGGUAAAAUGCAUGCAUAAAAUACAAGGGGAAUGCUGUCCCAAGCAGGAUUUAGAAUUCCGCUGUGCUCAUAUUUUGUUGUCUCCACGAUGUAGCAGUGUGAUGGACUAGGUGACACUGGUGACACUGCUGACUCAAAGAGAUGUAUCACAGCUGUCCUUCCUGCUGACCUGUCAUUCCCCUUCGCUGGCUGGGGGAUUGGCUGCCUUUCCGAGAUUUCUAGCAGACAUUCCUGGUCUUGCUCGAAUCGACCACCCUAAUAAGCGGGAACUCUUCCUCAAGAAGGGCCUAACCCUGCGUUUGUCAUCCGUGGUCCUGGAGAUGCACGAUGUAUGGUGGUUUUUGUCAUGGCCAAUCUCUUGGAUCAAUUAAGGUUGUUGAAAAUUUGUUCUACCAUAAUUGUAUGGUUAAACUUAUUUAGUAGGUUUGGCUUGUUGCCAUGUGCUGUCGGUAAACUGUUCAUUUUGCACAAAUGGUUUUAAGGAAUCCACACUGAUUUCACCUGUCAGUUUGCAAUUUAAUCAAAAAUUGAACCUUUUUCAACGCAAGUUAUUUGCCAUAUACUAAUGUAAAUCUGGAAUUUUGGUGUUUAUUUGAAUAUUAUUGGUGAGAAUUGGUUGAAAAAAUAUCCUAGAUCGGCUCAUAAAAAGAACAAUGGUUGAAAAUUAGAUUAUAAUUAGAAACAAUGAAACCUAUCCAUAUGGCACAGGAAUUAAAAACGUAAUUUGGUCUGCCCGAUUUAAGUUCCUGGGAGCUGAAUAUGGGACAAAUUUUUUCAGGGCAUUAUGCAGCUAUUUCUGGCAUAAUAUGGCUAUCAUUUGUUCUUCACUAGGUGUAAAAAGUCUAAUUAAGAACAGUUUGUGUCUAAAUAACUAAUAGCCACUCAUGGCAAUACUGAGCUUACUAUGGUGGAACAAAACUAGCAUACAGUGGGUCCUCAGGACCAGGGGUGAGAACUACUGGCCUAAAUCAAUGUAGAUUUUUUGUGUAGUAUUCAAAUUCCACCACGUGAUGGUAGCAUUGAUUUCAUUUUGGAAUUUUUUAAAUUGUAGGCCUCGGUCUUGGAAAAAAUUUUUUUCAAGUGUCAAGGUUUGGAGUUUAAACUUUAUUCCAGGUGGAUUUUGCUUUAUGGGCGUUGUGAAUUUCAGUAUCUCUGACAUGCAAAUUGUAAAAGACGAUACAUUGUGAAAUAGGUUUAUCUAAGUUUUAUUUAUCCUAGAGUACAACAAUAUCCUAAAACGUGCAUUCUAUUCAGACAUUUGUCUGUUUUGUGCAUCGGUAAUUACUAAAUGUAAUUUAAAUUUCAUAAAUGUACCUCAUAAUAUCUGGAUAGUUUGAUUUGAAUUGUAUUACCAUGAUUUGCACGACAUCAUUACGUUAAUUUUCUGACGCUCUACACCGGGCAAUUUACCUGUGUGGAGAACAGUCGUGGACCUGGCUAACGACGUAUCCAGACCAGCGCAUGAAAGCGCAACAUCAAUAAAGUACGAAAUAGGAGUUAACUUAUGCAAACCUAGAAUAUGUUCGCUCAUACGGCUAACCUGCAUAUUCAACCAUAAAGGACGCCGUAAACAAUCUAUUACUGUUAAUGGGGUGUAUCUCACACAAACGGGCAAUUGUGUUUCUUUUGGGCAGAUUCUGCAACACGCAGGUAUUUUCGCAUCAUUAAUUAAGGAAUAAAUGAGAUCAUCUUGAGGAGGAGUUGGAAGGAUCGUGGAGAGGAAGAACAGGGACUAAUGGCGGAAGUUUGAAAACCUGCGUUUUUGUUAUUGCAUGCGGAAUCGGCGUUAUAGUGUUGACAUCCAAUUAUAAUCUAAAAUGUUUAUUUCACCUACAAAGAACGGAUAAAUAAUAGGCUGCAACCGAGCUUAUUUAGAGUUCUCUGUUUUGAUGCGGUUUUACCUUUUCUGAACUUUUAAAAACAACUUAAACCAACUACCCCGAAUGGACGAAAUCAGGAAACUCCAGGCCUGGCGUGGGUCUAAGGACAGAGUCCAUUGGCUGGGGUGUCUAUUGCGUCGUCGUCUUCGUGAACACUAUUAAUGAAUACCUCAGACAGUGAAGAAGACUCCUACAAUGAGAGGUCAGCUUUGGUGCCAGCUGAAAGUCCGACCUUGCCACCUUACAGUGAGGGUAGCGCACCUCUGGGGCAGGUGGAUACAGAGACCAUAAGGCGGCGCCCAGCGGCAGAGCUGGGCUCUGAUAGGCCGAUCCGGGGCCCCGUGGAGCGAGAGCCCACCGUGGAGAGCGAGGAUGAGGAGCUCACGCUCAAGUACGGGGCCAAGCACGUCAUCAUGCUCUUCGUCCCCGUCACUCUCUGCAUGGUGGUUGUCGUGGCGACCAUCAAGUCCGUCAGCUUCUACACGGAGAAGAACGGGCAGCAGCUGAUUUACACUCCUUUCACGGAGGACACCCCGUCGGUGGGCCAGCGGCUGCUGAACUCCGUCCUUAACACCAUCAUCAUGAUCAGCGUCAUCGUUGUCAUGACCAUCUUCCUCGUUAUUCUCUACAAGUACCGCUGCUAUAAGUUCAUACACGGCUGGCUGAUCCUCUCCUCCCUGAUGUUUCUCUUCUGGUUCAGCUUCAUGUACCUGGGGGAGGUUUUUAAGACCUACAACGUGGCGAUGGACUAUCCCACGCUGGUGAUGAUCAUCUGGAACUUUGGGGCGGUGGGGAUGGUCUGUAUUCACUGGAAGGGACCUCUUCAGCUUCAGCAGGCCUACCUCAUCAUCAUCAGCGCCCUUAUGGCCCUCAUCUUCAUCAAGUACCUCCCCGAAUGGUCGGCCUGGGUCAUUUUAGGAGCCAUAUCGGUCUAUGAUUUAAUCGCAGUGCUGUGCCCCAAAGGGCCGCUGAGGAUGCUGGUGGAGACGGCGCAGGAGCGCAACGAGCCCAUCUUCCCCGCGCUCAUAUACUCCUCUGCUAUGAUCUGGAUGGUUGGAAUGGCCAAACCUCCUAGUACAGCUGCUGAGCCCACUGAUCAGGAUACAGACGAGGAGGAACGGCUGAGUGACCGCAGUGACACCGAGAGAAGCCAGGGGGAGCCAGAGUGCCAGGUGAUCACCGGGACGGAGCAGGUGUACGGCCCUGGGGACGACCUGGAGGAGGACAGGGGGGUGAAACUGGGCCUGGGGGACUUCAUCUUCUACAGCGUGCUCGUGGGGAAGGCGGCAGCGACCGGCGGCGACUGGAACACGACGCUGGCCUGCUUCGUGGCCAUCCUCAUCGGGCUGUGUCUCACUCUUCUACUCCUGGCCAUCUUCAAGAAGGCCCUGCCCGCCCUGCCCAUCUCCAUCACCUUCGGGCUCAUCUUCUACUUCUCCACCGACAACCUGGUGCGCCCGUUCAUGGACAGCCUGGCCGCUCACCAGUUCUACAUCUGACACCCGACGGGGGGGGGGGGACUCCUUUCGGACGCAGCGCGACCCGAGUCCUGGGUUUGGCCAGAUAUCCUUCCGCUACGUGCCACUACUUUUUUUCGGAGAAAGAAACGGGACUUACGGUGUGUUAUUACUUGUAGCUUUUGAGUUGACGUAGUUUUUUUGUUUGUUUUUUUUUUUAAAGAAAAAUAAUCAUGCAUGUAAUGUAAGUGGGAUCCCCGUGCACACACACACACACACACACACACACACAUACAUGCAGGCACAAAGAAAGAUUUUUUUGCCGUAGUUUGUUACAGAAUCAGUAUGUGUGGAUCAUGAUUCCAAGGAACAUACAGGAUGCUGAAGUUCAUUGACUGAAAUGCCCACCUUUAAAAAAACACAUACUUUUAACGCCCCUUCAGUCAUUUUCAAGCGAUUAUGGAGGACUCACUAGUCAAAGGACGGGUGUUGUGGUCGCCGACCAGUCAACGUAUACACGUUUUCAGAUGAAACACUGUGGGUAAAAUAUUGUAUGAGAAACUACGCACAAGCUUGAAAUUUGAUGGGUCAUGCUAAUCUUAAUAAUGCUGCCUAAUUUCUUCAAAUGUGUUCUCUUCCAGGGAUGAAGAAGCAUAAACUUACAUGAAUGUACAGUAUAUGCCAAAAUUA
Molecule: messenger RNA, 4505 nt
Organism: Anguilla anguilla (European eel)
Lineage: Eukaryota; Metazoa; Chordata; Actinopteri; Anguilliformes; Anguillidae
Gene: psen2
Product: presenilin 2
Exons: 11
Coding region: 2520-3857 (445 amino acids)
Biological process (GO): calcium ion transport; protein processing; amyloid precursor protein catabolic process
Cellular component (GO): ciliary rootlet; mitochondrial inner membrane; cell cortex
Molecular function (GO): aspartic endopeptidase activity, intramembrane cleaving
Source: RefSeq, a predicted model, not a curated record